Molecule: messenger RNA, 1713 nt
Organism: Mercurialis annua (annual mercury)
Lineage: Eukaryota; Viridiplantae; Streptophyta; Magnoliopsida; Malpighiales; Euphorbiaceae
Exons: 4
Coding region: 1-1713 (570 amino acids)
Source: RefSeq, a predicted model, not a curated record
AUGAUUCGUCAUAAUCUGGAUGUCAUGCAUACUGAGAAAAAUGUAUUUGACAACAUUUUCAAUACAGUGCUUAAUGUUCCUGGGAAGACCAAAGACCAUGCUAAGUCCAGAGAAGAGUUGAAUGAUAUUUGUAAUCGUCCGGACUUGGCAUUUAAUCCAUCAACCGGGCAAUAUCCGAAGGCAAUAUAUGCUUUAGACAAAAACGCAAAACAAGCUCUACUGGAAUGGGUUAAAGAGUUGAAGUUCCCGGAUGGGCAUGUGUCGAACUUGGGUAGGUGUGUUGAUUUGAAAAAGCUGAAAAUGAACGGUAUGAAAAGCCACGACUGUCAUGUUUUCAUGCAGCGUCUCUUGCCAAUUGCUUUUCGAGAAUUUCUUCAUCCGUCCGUGUGGGAACCUAUUACAGAGUUGAGCAUCUUCUUUAAAGACCUGACUUGCACAACGCUUAAAGAGGACGACCUAAUUGAGAUGGAGAAAGACAUUGCGAAAAUAUUGUGCAAAUUGGAACGUAUCUUUCCGCCCAGCUUUUUUGAUUCAAUGGAACAUCUUCCUAUACACCUACCCUACGAAGCGAAGCUGGCAGGCCCUGUGCAAUAUCGGUGGAUAUAUCUGAGAAAAUUGAAACGGAAAGUGACCAACAAAGCUAAAGUGGAAGGUAGCAUUGCCACUGGAUAUUUGUACGAAGAAAUCGCCAAAUUUGCGUCAUUUUACUUUAAUGACGGUGAUCCGACGCUGCCUGACCGACUGCAACGAAACGAGACACGUGAUGAUGUCGUGGAUGAUGAUGUAGAUCGGCUAUCAAUCUUCAAACCGAAUGGACGACCUAUAGGUGCUUCUAAAAAACGAAGUUUGGAGGAGGACGAAUACACCGCCGCCCAUAGUUACAUUCUUUUGAACUGUCCUGAAAUCGAGCAUUACAAGGAUUUGUAUGUUGACGAGUUGUACGAAAUCAUUCCCGGAAUUACCCAAGUACAAGUAGAAGUGAAGCUCGAGACUGAAUUUGCCUCGUGGUUUGAACGAUAUGCGCAAACUAACUAUAUAAGUAAUCCGUAUAUUUCGAGUCUGGCUAAGGGACCGCUUAGGCAAGCUAACCAUUUUCAAGGAUAUUUUGUAAACGGGUUUAAAUUUCAAACAAAGGCUUAUGGGGAGAAUCAAUUAACCAUGAAUAGUGGAGUUUGCGUCAAAGGAUCACUCUACGCUCCAACGGAAAGUGAUUUUUACGGAAUACUAACAGAUGUUCUUGAGUUGGAGUACCCGGCUCUGCCAAUUAAGAGGACUGUCUUGUUCAAGUGUAACUGGUUCGAUCCGACUGAUAGAGGUAUGUCAGUGCAUCCUCGAUAUAAUAUUGUGGACGUCAAUCAUAAACGGAAAUACGGAAAAUACGAACCAUUUAUUUUGGCUGGACAGUCCGGUCAAGUACAUUACUGCACAUAUCCAAGUAAAAAGAAAGAUAAGGUCAAUUGGUGGACAGUAUGUAAGAUGAGGGCCAGAUCAGAGAUAGACAUGCCCGAUUCCAUUACUCCAGCGUUUCAAGAGGACAUUAUAGAACAACCUCUAAACGUUAUACCAGAUGACGGUUCAAGAAUUUUGGUUGAUCCGGUUGGGGAAGUUGAAACAGAUGUGUUUUUCGCUCCUCCAGAGGUGGAGGACGAAGAACAAGUGCCGUCAAUAUCAGACGAAGAAGAUAUACUUGAAGACGAUAACGAUGACGAUUAG